GCGCAUCGGCGGUGUCUUCCGCCCUGAGUGUCCCACUCCUCCGUCCAUUCCCCCCGGGAAGCGGCGGCACACUUCGCCGACGAGGAAGCAGCAAAAGCAGCGUAAUGAGUAGGCAGCCGUGGAAAAGUGUUUGGAAAUGUAGAAAAGUGUGGUAAUGAGGAUCAAAGUCAGGCCGGUGGAUAAGUUCACGAGCGUGGUCAAGUUGAACAGUCAGGGUCAUGGACUCCAAGGUCGACCCGCACCGCGUGGACGUUGGCGGCCAUUGGCAUGUGACGCACAAGGAGGUCGAGCUUGAAGCGAGGCCCCGGGACGUGGAGGAGGGCUGGAGACUGGUGGAAGUGUUGCUCUCCGGAGGUGCGCCGUGGGGAUUCACGCUGCGAGGAGGACUGGAGCAUGGUGAACCUCUGCUCAUCACCAAGGUGGAGGAGGCCAGCAAGGCGGCAGCUGUGGGUCUGCAGGCGGGAGACCAGCUGCUCAACAUCAACCACAUUCCCCUCAGCGGCUACAGGCAGGAGGCGAUCUGCCUGGUGAAAGGAUCCCACAAGAUGCUGAGUCUCAUGGUGAAAAGGAAUAUGAAAAUGGUGGACAUUGUAGCUCAGAAAAUGCCUUCAGAGAAUGAUGUGCAUGUGGCCAGAAGUUUCCUCACCAAGAUUUUGAGAAGUUCCAUGAGGCGCAAUGAGCCCAUAAGCAGGCCUCACUCCUGGCACUCCACCAAGUUCAACGAGAGCCAAGCGGAGUCGGCCAAGACGCAGACUCCGCCCGCCGCGGCGUGGCACAGUGCGUACGAUGCCAGUUCUUCAUCGACCGAUCUGUCCACUGGCUGGGAGCAAACCAACCUCUGCAGGGUUUCUGACCAUUUUAGCUCCCUGGGCAGCAUGGACAGCUUAGAACAGGUCCCCCAUCCGUACCCGGCCGGUCAGCUGUCCCCCGCCAAGUCCAACAACAACAGCAUGGAGCACCUCGGUGGAGGCAAGCGAGACUCCGCCUACAGCUCCUUCUCCACCAGCUCCGGAACGCCAGACUUUACGCUCUCCAAGAGCAACGCCGCCUCCACGGAGAACGUGCUGUACAAGGUCAACCAGUGGGAUGCGGGGGGGAGGCACAGCAACGGCAGGAACAGCCAAAGUGCGAUGGAGGGAGUCAGACCGGAGGACAAGCUCAUGUACUUUCAGAUGCCGGGAGGCUGCGACGCGCCUCAGAACGACGACCAGGCCGGAUCCCGCCAUUCCACAUCUGGCAGAAUGAGUUACGGGCCGGUCUGGCACGUUCCGGAAAAAAAGAAGACCUCCUCUCCUUCGCCGCCCCCACCGGCGCCCCCUGCCCGCAGUGACAGCUUUGCUGUCGCCAAGGAGCGAGGGCUUGUCAUAGCUCACCCAGAAGUGCUUAGUUCUCGUGUCCAGGGUAAACCUUCUGCUGAAGAUCGUGGCGGUCACAACCUUUCCCCCCAAAAUGAGCGGGGUACUUUUUACUCUCACAGCUCCAACAAGCAACACUCCCUCUCCAGCAGUGACGUCCGGUCAGGUCAGCCCACCCAUCACAGGCACCACGGCGACAAAAGCACUUUCCCUACGCAACCGUGGGCUACGACCGGCCCGAAGAACAUCAGUGGCUACUUCUCCAGCAUGCAGGAGCUGCCCACUAAUAGUUCUGCACAACUGACAAGCCAGAACCCCAGGAGAAAUGUCAGCACGUCUCAAGCUCUUGACCCCAGCACUGACCCCGCCGGACAUAGCCGCUACUACUGUGUCACCACAUGCCAGCCUGCAUCCGGGAACCCCGAGGACAGGAAAAGUUCGGACUUAACCCAGACCGGAAAUGAGCAGAACCCUCUUAGCCAACAAACGCACACCAAAGCUAAGUAUCAGUUGUCUCCACAGCCGCAGUACUCCUCUAACGGGUACAUCAAGCAGCAGGUGACCUCUGUUCUGGAGACUCCGCCCCCUAAUGUCACCGCUGACGACGGCAGGAAGCAUCGAGGACCAAACGUACAAAAUGAGGAGGCCCAGCGCCCGAGCAAACUUUCCGAACAACGGCGGUCGCUUCCUCUGCAGCACAGAGAACUUCCCCAAGAUGUGAGACAACACAAGAUCAGCCCCCAGACCACGCCCAUGCUCCAUCGCUUGUCCUUGGACGCCAAAGCAGAGACGGACGAGACGGUGGAGUCCGUGCAGAUGAAGCGCAACGACCGCUUUGCUACAACCUUAAAGAAUGAGAUCCAGAUGAGAAGAGCCAAGCUGCAGAAGAGUAAAAGCGCUGCAGCUCUUCCCGGCGAAGCUGACGACGUUCAGGACGUAUGGAAGUCCAACAAGAAUUGCAGCCCUGCUGUGGCCAACAGCCCCUUCACCAACACCUAUAAGGAUCAUCUGAAGGAAGCACAGGCGCGGGUGCUGAAGGCUACGUCCUUCAGGAGGAAAGAUCUGGAACCUGUGUUGCUGGAGCACCCCUCAGCUGAAGCUAUACCCAGUUACCCAGCCUCAGCCAUGGCUCGGAAAGACCUAACUCCUGUCCCAGCGGUCUCAGAGCUGGCCAUGAGACAACCUGCCACUCCGGGUUGUCCAGUAAUGCGCAUUGGUGGCCGAAAGCGCAUCCAGGCCGAAAAGAAGGUAAGGUCCUUCUCGGAACCUGACAAAAUCCAUGAAGUCGGCGUACAAGAAGAAGAAAGCAUGAGCACGUCAUCGGACCAACAGAAACUCUUUAAAGAAAACGGGAAACCUGUGGUUCCCGAUCAGGCAUCUUCCCACCGCACCAGAGAGAACCCCAGUGGUCGCACAGCUGCUGCUUUGGACAGCCAAACAGAAGCCGUUAAUGACCCUCAGGAAGGUCCGUACUCUGUGUUUGACCAGCAACGACUGGGGACCUUCGCCGAGUACGAGGCCAGAUGGAACGUCCAGAAGAAACCCGCAGAGACCAGAGCCUCUGGCCGAUUCCGGUCUGCUGACAACAUCCUGGAUCCUGGGUCUGAGGAGAGAGCCAAGUCUGCCUGUUGUCACGAGAGGUCCAGGUCUUCCCCCUCGGCGGACGUCUACGCACAGACAACUUGUGUUGCUGCGAUAACAACACCCGAGAAGGAACAAUCUCAGAUGGAGAAGAACCCGGCCGCCUCGAGCUCCCCGGAGGGAGCAGCGAGGGGCGGCGAGCGUGCGUCCGCGGCUGCCGACCGCACUCCCGCGCAGCUCCUCCCCUCGCCGGCCCAGGAUCCCGCCAAGUCGCCGGCCCCGCCCAUAUGUCCUCAGACCGACCCGCAGCAGCAGUCCCCAAAUCACACCCGCAGUGGCGAGGCCGACCCCGCCCACCCUCCUCAGGCCCAGGGCAAGGUGGCGGCUGACCGUCCGCCUGGGAGGACGCUGGACGCCAUGGAGGGGCCACGCCCGCCUUCGCCGCACUUUUCCCCGCAGAGACUCAGCGACAAACCUCCCGCCUGCCUGCAGGACCACGACUCUAACGGGGUGGAAAACGUGUCGGAGAAGCCGAAAGUGAAGAAAGUUCCCGUCAGGACCCUGCGGGACCCUGAGAGCGGCUCCUCUGCGGCGAGUGGCGGCCCCGACAUGAGCAGGCUGGGCAGCCUGGGGGCGGGCGGGCAGGACUCGCUCUUCUGCGCCUUCAGCCGCCAGAGACCAGCAGGGUCUUCACCUCCCGGUCCACCCGAGACCCCGGAGGACCCCGACAGGACCCGUGUGGAGGACCCCGACAGGACGGCGAGGGUCUCUGAGGAGCAGAAGAGGGAGGAACUGGCCCGGGACAUCAUGGACAAGGACAAGUCCCUGGCAGAGAUCCUGGACCAGAGCAAGAUGAAGACCACCAUGGACCUGAUGGAGGGCAUCUUCCCUCAAGGGGAGCGACUGCUGGACGCGGCAAACCAGCGCAGGAAAGGCCCAUCCAAGUCCGCCACCACACGCCCUGUUGAAGAAAGAGAAAAGGAGGACAAUAUGGUUGCCAUGGUCACCAGCUCCGCCUACUACAGUACUUCAGCCCCCAAAGCCGAGCUCCUCAUCAAAAUGAAGGAUAUGCAGGACCAGAACGAGGACGAGGACUACGACGACGAGCUGGACAUGGACUUGGCCAACAAGAAGCAGGAGCUGAUCUCCAGCCUGAGCCAGAAACUGCAGGUCCUGCGUGAGGCGCGCCACAGUCUGCAGGAGGACGUGCUGGACAACAACGCUCUGGGCGAGCAGGUGGAGGCCCGAGUCCAGCAGGUGUGCAAGCCCAACGAGCUGGACAAGUUCCGCAUGUUCGUGGGGGACCUGGACAAGGUGGUCAGUCUGCUGCUCUCCCUGUCGGGGCGUCUGGCCCGGGUGGAGAACGCCCUCAACAGUCUGGACCGGGACGCCACGCCCGAGGAGCAACGCACGCUGACGGAGAAGAGGAAGCUGCUGAUCCGGCAGCACGAGGACGCCAAGGAGUUGAAGGAGAACCUGGACCGGCGGGAGCGCGCCGUCUACGAGAUCCUGGCCAGCUACCUGGCGCAGGACGGCAUGGCGGACUAUGAGCACUUUGUCAAGAUGAAGUCGGCGCUCAUCAUGGAGCAGCGUAAGCUGGAGGACAAGAUCAAGCUGGGCGAGGAGCAGCUCAAGUGUCUGCUGGACAGUCUGCCAGCGGACCAGAGGCGGGCCUUCUGACACCCCGGCCGCACUUCCUGCCCGCGUCCAGCAGAGGGGGUCAGAAACACACACACACACUGUACAUUGCAUCAAGCCUCUCCUUCUUCUUCUAGUAAUUUAUUGUAGCCUUUUGGGUCUGCAAAGGAAGUCCACGCCACCUCACUUCCUGUUUCUCACUUCACCAAUUUCACUUGACAACUAUUCAGUAUCAAUCACUUGGAUGUGCUACUUUUGUUUACACACCUUCUUCUUCUUCUUGCCUUGUUUGCACCACUCCUGUGGUUUCUUUCAUUUUCACUCACUUCUUCCCAACUUUAAAAGACACAACUUGCUCCGCCUUAGAACAAAUGUGUUCCAUUUUUUUUUUGGCGACCUGUUCUAAAAAAAUACAAAUAAAAACAGUGGAAUAAAAGAGCGAAUGUGACAAUAAAUAGUUGCAAUGUUGACUCCAAUAACGCAACGUUUUGUUUUUUUUUUCUUUAAAACUGCUCAAAAGAAUCUGCGAUGAGGUAGCGACUUGUCCAGGGUUUAGCCUGCCUUCCGCCCGAAUGCAGCCGAGAUAGGCUCCAGCGACCCCAAAAGGGACAAGCGAUAGAAAAUGGAUGGAUGCUCAAAAAAUAAUAAUGAAUCAAAAUUAAUGGUGGUAUGCUUCACGGUGGCAGAGGGGUUAGUGCGUCUGCCUCACAAUACGAAGGUCCUGCAGUCUUGGGUUCAAAUCCAGGCUCGGGAUCUUUCUGUGUGGAGUUUGCAUGUUCUCCCCGUGACUGCGUGGGUUCCCUCCGGGUACUCCGGCUUCCUCCCACUUCCAAAGACAUGCACCUGGGGAUAGGUUGAUUGGCAACACUAAAAAAUGGGCCCUAGUGUGUGAAUGUGAGUGUGAAUGUUGUCUGUCUAUCUGUGUUGGCCCUGCGAUGAGGUGGCGACUUGUCCAGGGUGUACCCCGCCUUCCGCCCGAUUGUAGCUGAGAUAGGCGCCAGCGCCCCCCGCCACCCCAAAAGGGAAUAAGCGGUAGAAAAUGGAUGGAUGGAUGAAUUA
Messenger RNA from Nerophis ophidion (straightnose pipefish), 5633 nucleotides. It is a transcript of the gene shroom2a, whose product is annotated as shroom family member 2a. Gene Ontology annotation, molecular function: actin filament binding. The record is from RefSeq and is a predicted model, not a curated record. Gene Ontology annotation, biological process: actin filament organization. Gene Ontology annotation, cellular component: cortical actin cytoskeleton; adherens junction; apical junction complex. Lineage: Eukaryota; Metazoa; Chordata; Actinopteri; Syngnathiformes; Syngnathidae.